Molecule: messenger RNA, 1818 nt
Organism: Oppiella nova
Lineage: Eukaryota; Metazoa; Arthropoda; Arachnida; Sarcoptiformes; Oppiidae
Source: the annotation of a GenBank genome assembly
AGUGAAUGGUUGCGUUGAGAGCCCUCUGUCGGCAGUGAAAGGUGUGAUGUAUUGACAGACAAUUGACUGCAAAAAUGGUGGAUCUGUUGGAUGUGUUUUGUGGCGGCAUUUCAUACAUUCACUGAUCAGACAUACCAUACCAUUGAUUAGCACUUCGAAGACAACUAUUAAUCCGUGGAAAGGCCUCAACAAGUGAUUGACAAUAUGAGAGCUGUUCUCAAAUCACUGGAUGACUCCCACAAAGAGGUGGAACUGACGGUUGGAAAGACAACACUCGGCAGAGGAGUCCUUCUCGAUUGCUCCGAUAAGAAAGUGUCGCGAAAUCACGCCUUCAUUGAAGUGACAAAUGCCGGCGAAAUCCUAUUGACUUCGCAACACGUGAAUCCAUGCUUUUAUUACUCGACGGACGCGAGUAGUGUUCAGAAGAUAAUCAAGAAAGACAUGACUCAAGUGCUGUCUUCGGGCGAUAUCUUUAGCCUUUUGGCGAACUCUUAUAAAUAUCAACUAAUCGUCGAUUCGGACACAAAAGACGCCAAAACAGAGAACAACGACUCGAAGGCGAGCGAAGAGAAACGCGAAGAGAAUUCGGUGAACGGAGAGAACGACAGCUCGAAGAAUGACUCGAAGUCCGAGAACUCGAAGAAAGUGGAGGACAAUGACGACGACACGAAAGAUAACGAUUCCGUGGCCUCUGAUGUCAAGAAAAAUGAUAAGAAAGUGUCGGACGAGAAGAACUCUAUUAAGAAGAAAGUGAAAGCCGUUGACGAGAAUGAGAACAACAAAGAGAAGCAAAAGAAUAACGAAUCGGAAGAGGAAGAGGAGGAACAGGACGUGAAGGAGAAGAAAGAAGAGCCCAAAAAGAAAGGCAGACCUCAGGGACGACCCAAAGGGCAGACCAACAAAAAACCCAAAAAAGAAGAGUCCGAAGAGGACGAGAAGGACGACGAAGUGCCGGAUGAAGAGGACGAGGACGAGGAGGAGGAGAGCGACGACCAUAAGUCACCCAAAGGUCGCAAGAAGGGAAAGAGUGCGGCGCCGGCGGGAAGGGGUCGCCCGCGAAGGUCCUCACAGCAGACUAAACCCGCAAAUAAAUCCGUUGUCUCUCUCGACGACUAUGUGGUGAGCGAUGACGACCUCUGGGAGAGUGAAUCCGAAGAAGACGAUGACGACCUCUGGGAGAGUGAAUCCGAAGAAGAGUUUAAACCAAAGCGCGGAAAGAGAAGAGGAAGCGAUUCAGAGAGCGAUUGGGAAGUGGAACACAAACGCGGCGGUCGGACGGCUAGAAAGCGAUACAAUGAGUCGGGAAGUGAUUCGGACAGCGAUUGGGGGAAGAAGAAGAAGAAAACACCCAAAAAGUCGACGAAAAAACGCCAGAAGCCCACGCGAAAGAGUCCGCGAAAACAAUUGAGUGAAUCGGAGGACGAAAUCGAUGACAUCGACGACGAUGAGGAAGAGGAGGACGUGAAGCCAAAGGGUAGGCGAAGGGGUAAGAGAGCGGACUCGGAGGACGACGACAGUGAUGAUGACUAUAGAGGCGGUGGUGGGGGCCGGAGAGGCGCCAAAAAGAGUCCUAAAAAAGGAGGUCCCGGAAGACCUAAACGCGAGGUCGCUAAACGAGGGGCCAAAAAGAGAGCGCGCGAUGAGGAGGACGAAGAGGAUGAGGAGGUGUCCGAAGACGACUCGAUGACUAAAAGGAAGCGAAACUCACGGAAAGCCGAAGAAUCUGAAGACGAAGAAUCUGAUGGCGAAGAUGUGGACAGUUUGGUAAAGGAGGCCAAAGGGUUUGUGCGAAACAAGAAUUCGGCCAAAAAAGUGUGA